AUGGCUGAAACGAAAGAGGAAGUUAAAGCUUAACCUAAAGUUUAUGCUUAUGCAGAUUUAAUUGAAUUCGAAAAUAAGCAAGCCUUUAGUUCAAUAGGAAAGAUGCCACUAUCAACUAAAUAAACAUUGCCUAGUUUUAGUUUUGGCUCAGCUGAACGUGCUAAUCAAGCUAAACUUUAUCACAACAAAGAACUUGCAAGAAUAGAUUUUGCUGGUAAGAGAAUUAUAAAUAUGAUUAAAGGUAAGGCUAGUCCUGGACCUGUGUAUAAUGUACGAGGAGGAGAUCAUUUUUAUUAUACUUAAGAUGCAAAUACUAAAUUCGGAACUGAUGCACGUAAUACUUUAAACACAGGAGCCAAAUUUGAUUACUAUUAAAGGAAGGAUGUGGAUGUAAACUUUAACAAUAAUAAUGAUAGUUUGAACCUUAAGAAGCAGAUCUGAUUAGAAAACCCAAGCAUCCAAACGUUAAGAUUGGAUUAGAAUCUAGAGUAUGAUUCUAAUCUAUUAAGUUUCCUCCUGAAAAAAGAUUAAAGGGAACUCCUGGCCCUUAAUAUGACCCAGCUAUUAAACCAGAAGUACCUACUCCUGCUCAAUAUUCAUUUGGAUAUAGGAGAGACAUACCAGGGGCAUCAGCCUUGGCUCCAACUUGUUCAACUCCAGUGAUAGUGGGGCCAGGUGCAUAUUUGUAGAAGCCUCCUGCAAAUACAAGCAAUUUGGAGGAUGCUCCUCAUUGGACAUUGCCAAAAGGACCAAAAUUAGGAAAGAUCUUUGAAGGAUGGGAUAAGAAUUAAACAUAUGAUACAAAAUAGUAAUCUUAAUGAGAUAAAAAGGGUUGCUGUAGGAGUACAAGUGAAUUCUAAGAAAAAGUCAUAUCCAUCAUUUAGUGUUGGUAAAUCAACAAGGGAAGCCAAGGUUGGACAUUUCAAGUAAUUGAUGGUCAAGGUUCCAUCAAAGGUGCAUAUACCCCAUCCAAAAAUAUGAUUAUUUAAAGAUUUCAUAUUAAGAAUAUAUUUAUUUUUCAUUUAUAUUUUACAUUAAUAAAAAUAAUGCAAAAAUAUUUAGGUGCCAUCUACUACGAAUUCAGAUACUUGAUGGGUCGUGCUUUUAAAGAGACUGGGUUGUGUAAGUGAGCAUAUGUGUAAACUGUAUAGAUUUUGAUCAAUAUGGGUCUCGUUUAUCCAAUGACAUUGCUUGGUUAGAGCCAUUAUCAAGACAUAGAAAGAUUAUGCCAUUAUUUGGAUACUACAAACCUAGAAUAAGUGAAUCAGCCAACAUACAAGAUAAUGCAAGUUUGAUUGGGUAAGUGAACCUUGGAGAGAAUGUGUAAAUUGGAUAUGGAGCUAUCUUAAGAGCAGAUGAUCAAGCCAUUAGAAUAGGUUCAAAUAGUGUGGUUGGAGAUAAUACAGCAAUCCAAUGUUCUAGAACUCGACUUCCUACAAAUGUAUUGGCAAGUGUAACCAUUGGUAUGUAUUUUUAUUAAUUUUUAUCUUUUAGGUUAAAAUGUUACCAUUGGAGAUAGUUGCAUUAUUAAUAAUUCAAUAAUUGAUGACAAUGUUACUAUUGGAUCUAGAACACUCAUACUUGAUGGUGCUCAAAUUGAAAGAGGUUCAUAGAUAGCUGAAGAUAGUGUUGUACCUCCAGGAAGAUUGAUUCCUUCAGGAUAAUUAUGGGCAGGCAAUCCAGUAUAAUUUGUUAGAAACUUGAAUGAAAAGUAGAUCAAUUGAAA
Messenger RNA from Paramecium pentaurelia, 1726 nucleotides. The record is from the annotation of a GenBank genome assembly. Lineage: Eukaryota; Ciliophora; Oligohymenophorea; Peniculida; Parameciidae.